CCUGCUUCCCUCCUCUCGUUCUGCUGUCCUGACAGAGCACAGAGCAGGGUGUGUUUGAUUUUGUCUCAGAGCAGGAUGAUUGUUGUGAAGCGAGCGGUGCUGCUGCUGCUGCCGCUGCUGCUGGCGGUGAUCGGCACAGACGCGGCGCCGUGCACCAGAGACUGUGCCCGUCUGACCAAAAUGCUGUCAACAAAAGACCUGCACAAGAUUUUAGGGGAGUGGGUUCUGGUCUGGUCCGUCUCUGAUACCCAGCAAGUCUCUGACCGGCUGGGAAACCUCUCCAGCUCCUACAUCAAGCUCCAACUCCUCCCUGACAACAAAACCAUCAUGUACAACGAGAGAUACAUGUUACUUGAUAUGCUGUGUUCUAAGCUUGAUUUCAACAUAUCGUUGAACUUUGACCCCUCCGAAUACCACACACUGCACAUCAUGUCUGCCUUGGCGGAGAAUUUUAUCUAUGAGAGCUGCUCCGACUGUCUGGCGGUGCUCUACAGAGGCAAAAUGGCCAACACAAGCAAAGUGGGCCGAUUCCUGUUCAUCUACAAGAGGGAGGGGCACCAUCGGGAUGUUGAGCUGUUGAAAGCGGCACACAGCGAUCAUAAGAAACUGGCAGAGUGUCUGGGAUUUCCUCACGACAAAACGUUCAGCUACGACGGAGCUACAGGUUCUUGUCAUUUGAAAUCUUCUCCAGCAGCGCAGCCUGAACAUUCCUGAAGAUGUUGGAACAAACAAACAUCAAAGUGUCAGCAUAUAUCAGAUAUGUCAUUCACAAAUAAAAUUAAUGCAAAACCAA
Messenger RNA from Siniperca chuatsi (mandarin fish), 793 nucleotides. Its product is annotated as saxitoxin and tetrodotoxin-binding protein 1-like. The transcript is spliced from 6 exons. Bases 76 to 714 code for a protein of 212 amino acids. The record is from RefSeq and is a predicted model, not a curated record. NCBI's taxonomy places the organism in Eukaryota, Metazoa, Chordata, Actinopteri, Centrarchiformes, Sinipercidae.